Messenger RNA from Rhopilema esculentum, 7299 nucleotides. Lineage: Eukaryota; Metazoa; Cnidaria; Scyphozoa; Rhizostomeae; Rhizostomatidae. The record is from RefSeq and is a predicted model, not a curated record.
CUUGUUUGCUCGUUCCCAGAUUCUUCAAUAUAGAUAGUUCUUUACUCGCGAAUGGCCGUCACGUUGUGAAAGGCGAGCGUUUAUCGAGAAGCGCAUUCUAUUUUCGCCGCGUUCUAGGUCUCAAGGCCUGCAAAGCGAAAAAUUGCUGCAGAGCAUAAGAAGAGAGCAAACAAGCGACUGGGAAGUGGAAAACCCGCCGCAAGUUCGCCGCAGGACCGCGUAAUAAAGACAUAGCUUCGCAAGUAUUGCGUGCGUUGCACCAGCAAGCAAAAUUGAAGAGAGCUGUGCGCUUGAGCUGCUGCAGUUGCGCUACGCUGAAAGGUAAGCGUAAAAUCAAGUAGAAGGUGUCACUUCGCCAAGCUUUGUCGCUUAAUUUUGAGAGAGCGUAUCUUGAGAAACAUGGAUGAAGCGAUUGACGAUGAAAAAAAUGUUAUGGGAGAGGAAGAAGAUCCUAAUAUCUGCAGGGAUUACCAAAGGGGUGUUUGCAAUAGGGGUAACAAGUGUAAGUUUGUCCACCCAGCAAACAUCAAGCCUCCGGACAGCGACAAACCCCCAGUCUGUCGCGAUUUUCAAAAUGGCACGUGCGAUCGCAAUAACUGCAAAUAUCUUCAUAUAACCAGUCAAGAGGAGCGGAUAUUUGUUGCUACUGGUAAGUUACCUGCCACCGUCGGUAGCACUCCAGUAGCCGCUCCCGCAGCCCCAAGAAGAGCCGCAGGUUUGGAUGUAUGCAAGGAUUUCCUAAAUAAUGUAUGUAGCCGAGGGAAUCGAUGUAAAUUCCGUCAUAUAAGCGAAUCAGAUUGGGAAACUGAAAAACGCCGCAUCGCUGUCAUUGAUGAGGAAAUGAACAGAAAGAGAAAGCGAGAUAGUUUCAGCGGCACUAGUCUGGACUACCAGUUUCUGAGCGACGAGAACGACAUGCUGCGACGCAAAGUUGCUGACCUUCAGCGACAGGUUGCCGAUUUGCGUGCGAUGAACGACACGCUAUAUGAGCAGAAUAUGCGCUACAGAUCACAGCUGAAAAGCGAGUUAGCAAGCAGUGACGCGCGUGUGGCGAUUUCUUAUCCGGGAUACUCCCGUGGGCGCGAGGAGCCUGUGCGCUACAUCCGGGAUUCUUUAGAAACCCAGAGCACUGUUUUUCCCGAGAGAGUGACGUCAACUGGGCAGACUAGCUCUUAUUCGCCGGCCAAUUACGCCAAAGACCCUACAUUUGACGGAUAUACAAGUUUCAGCCGAUAAACAGUGAUGAAAAUACAUUAUUUGAUUUCAAGGACCAAAUACUGUCACAUGUUUGCUUUUAACUCUGUAGGACAUAUUGCUUUUGUAUUCAAGUAGUCUUUUUUGAGUUUAUUACUGUUAUAGCUGUUUCGAAUGCGGAAACUAAAAUGCUUUUCUUUUAAGAAUUUUUUCAAGUUUGUUAAAAAAAUUCAAAAUUUUCGUCAGCCAUCUGCUUUUAUUCCUUCAUUCAAUGUUGAUUCCUUUCUCUUCCAUCAACUUCCUUUCAAAACAAGUAUAGGUAUGCAAUUUUGAAAGAAGCAACCCUUUUUUAUUGUAAAUGUCUCCCUUGCCUCUCUGUGCUGUUCAAGUUCUUCUUUCGCUUACUCGGAAAACGCAAUUCUGUGCUGGAAAAAUUCCUGACGUUUUUUCCUGAAUUCCUGAAUAAAAGUUUCAACAUUUAUUCGCAUAAAACACCAAAAGUUUACUAUAGGACUAAACAAGGAGAUCUCUGAUACUGCCCUGCAAGGAUGUAAGCCGAGAACAUUUGUUUUGAUUUAUCUUUUACAAACUAUGAAUUAGUUAUUUGAUUUAUAGUUUGCUAUUCACAAUAGCUAAAACAAAAGCCAAUCAGGCCAACUAUUUACAAAGCGUUUAUAUAAUACAAAGAAAUACAUUAAAUUAAAAAACCCUAACCAUAUAGUUCGUAGAGGCCAUUGUCUAUAGUUUUACAUAUCCUACAGUUGCAAUGCUUCAGAUAUUUUUUUGGAAACUCCCAAAGAGACUGUUUAGAAAGUUUUUAUUUUUGUUGGUAAUUUUGCCCCUACUUUUUUGCCCAUGAAUGUUACGAGUGGACAAAAAGUUAUGAGUUGGUGUAGUGUAUUCUGUCUUUUCUUCAGACAAUGUUGAAAAAAUCCCAAAGAAUACAGCAUGUUAAGAGGGAUAAUCAGACAGAAAUAUCUCGUUUCAUUAUAUAUAAGAGUAUAUAGGCUUUCUAAUUUAAUCUUCGUAACAAUCUGAAUCGCUAAGGUUCUCCUGAAAGGCGAACUUUGGAAAAAAUUGAAACAUUUUUAUUGGUGCGUGAGUGAUUAGAUAUGUGUUAGAGUCUUGUGGCGGGCGGGAAUCGGUCACCCCCUUAAAUGGUCACCCUUCCCUGGUCAUGCUGCUGGCCAAGCACAAAUGUUUAUUCAAACUGGCAAUUCCACCCCGUACGUUUUACGGACCGUUUACGAGACCCGCAUUUACUGUUAUGGGUGACGUCAAAGAUUUCAUGUUCUUCGAAUUGAGAGUACCAGAAAUUUGAGAAUGAAUAUUAUGGGUCACCUAAACCUGUCAUUGGGCGAAUUGUCAAUCAAAGACCGGUCCAGAGAUGUAGUGCUAGCAAAAAACGAAAGGGCUCAUGCCCAAAAUGUUUCGAAAGUAAUAGCAAAGUAGAAAUUGGCUACUUUUCGGCAUUAACAAUUGGGGGGGGGGGGGUGAUCACUACACCCUUGGUCUUGUCCAAUUAAAAUUACUGUUGGUCAGGGUGCUUUUGAUGCCUCGUGUAAACCCAGAAAAGCCGCCAAUGUACUUCAUACGCUCAUACCGUACUUCAAACCUUGUUACAAAACUACUGUCUCAAAUUGCUAAAACGUUUGGCUGUUUAUUUAAGGCUGUAUUACAUUCAAGCAACUUUUUAUCCUCCAUUCUGAAGUCCGACCCUCUUAUGAAGCUUUUCAAUCCCCUUAGGGUAAUUCGCACAACCUAAUCAAAAACUUAGCUUAACUCUACAAACAGUUCGUAGAAUUGAAGAUGUAAUGGCUAGUAUCGUGUAAGCUUUUUGACAGAACUUUUUAUUGCAAAAUUGAUGAUUCAUUUGGUACUCAUCUUAGGUCAAAUCUGUGGUCAAAUUAAAGCUCAAUUUUGGUUUCAGAGCUAUGUGAAAAAUAGUGAGAGUUUAGGGAAUCACGACAAUGGCUGGAUUCCUUUAGCUUCGAACGUUGAACAACCACAUAAAUCACAAUAUCAUGUAUGAUUCAGGGACCGCGUACUACUCUAAAAGUGGAGGGGCUGAAAUGGGUGUGACCGAAAUUUUUUGAGGCCAUGCCCUCUAGAACGUCGGAAUACGCAACUUUUAGAAACUGCUUGCUUAAUUCUAUUGAAUUUUUAUAAAGAGUCUGGUUCAGAGAAGUAUCAAUAGCUAUAAAAAUUGAUAUAAUUAGCUCGAGGGUAAUAAAAAACCAAGUUAACCAAGUUAGAAAAUACAUCAUAUCAUUAAACAAGAUGAAACACCUAGGAAAAGAACAAAAAUGGUUCCCAGUCCAGAAGGAUUGCUACUUCAUAGGAGUAAACUAUCCAAAGUUGCGUUAGAGUAAACCUUCAAAAACAUUUUCUAGCCUAUUAUUACAAAAAAGUGGGUGGGCUAUAGCCAAAUGGCUGCGCGGUGCGUGGUAUGAUUUUCACCAAAAUUCCGACAUCACGGAGUCUAGAAAACAUUACGGUUCAGGGACGUCGGAUCACAUUUUGGAGGAGAGAGAGAGAGAGAGAGAGACAGAGAGAGAGAGAGGGGGGGGGGGGCUGUGGACAAGUUGGCAAAGAUUCAUGGUACUCUGCCAAAAGUUCAUCCGGAGAAAGGUUGAAGCGAUUUCAGAACCCUGCAAUGUAGCAGUUGCACCAAUAUAAAAACUUCUCAUAAACCGCUAUUUCAAUUUGAAGUUGUCAAAUUAUUAACUCUUCAUCAUUUUUAAUUGAGAAAGCUCUCGAAGUGUCAUUCCCUAAUGGUUGAUCAAUGCUUGUGGUCAUGGCUUGCAGAUUGAUGAUGACGAUUGGUGAUGGUUGGUUCUGACGAUGGUGAUCAAUCAAUAUGAUGAUCAUGAUGAUUUAUGGUGAUUUCUGAUCAUGAUCGCUUCUAAUGGUUGAUCAAUGCUUGUGAUCAUAGCUUGCAGAUUGAUGAUGACGUUUGGUGAUGGUUGGUGCCGACAAUGGUGAUCAAACAGUAUGGUUAUGAUCAUGACGAUUUAUGGUGAUUUCUGAUCAUGAUCACUGGUCACGACGAUGUUGACAAUCAAUGGUGAUUGACCAUGAUGAUAUAACGACAUGAUAAGCGAAAUUGCGAAAUUACUUUCUUUUAGAAUUGGGAACCACAAUCACAAACCUAUCUGUCAAUUUGUUGAAUCACAUUUUGUUUUGCGAAUUUAAAAAAAGAUUGGGAGACAAAAGUAAUGAACCAACAAUUUGCACGAUUUUUGCGUGGCAAUCAAUAAAUUCAACAAUUAACAGAAACAUUAUUUACGUUAGUAAUAACAGACUUGACGUCAAAACUAACACGAAGAACUAUCACGUGACAAUUUGCCGUGGUUAAAGCACACUGAUAUUAACGACACUCUAAUCACAUCAAAUUAAUUGACUAAGGCACAAAUAUGUUAAAGAGUUAUAAAUUUCCACGUCAUUCGUUUCAACGUGAACUUUGCUAAGCCUUUAUUGAACCUCUAACACGAUAAUAAUUCUAUGGAAUUAAGCAGUAGAUCUCUAAAGUAUAACACAGCAUUAGACACGGGAUGGGGGUUUGGGUAGAAAGGGAAUCGAAUAAAAUGUACUUGACUUUCCAAAAAAACAUAAAUAAACAAAACUGAAUGGUUGUCGAAAAAUUUUACUACCCAGGUACUAUAAAAAUGUCUAGCCCACAAAACAGGUAGAAAAAAAUAAAACGAGAUUUUUGAUAUUUUUAUAUGCGGAAGUGCUUCCAGUUAUAGGUUUCCUGUGUUUUAUUAUCAUUUAGAGUUGUUAAUGUUUGGUUUGGAGUUUAUAAAAAAACAGUAAACGGACUUUAAUUUUAAUUUAUUUAUUGGACAUAAAAAGAACCGUAACUAAACAAAAUGUAAGAGCUCUCUCUGACUGUAAGGUAGAAAUCACAAUACAAGUUAAGGUUUUAAAUACGUGAAUAAAUUUGUCUACGACGAUCCCGAAUGAUAAAUAUCAACUGACGAGGCAAUAAAGAUAAUAAAAAAAACAGAAAACUAACACUACUUUGAACAGAAAACAUGCUUAAAAACAUUGCAAGCUACGAAACAGAAACGUCAACUGGCCAAUCAAAUCCAUGAACACAUGACAGCACUUGAAAAUCACGUGAAGAAAGACGAUGUUGACGACAAACACACAAUAGUCUACAAGGGAACGGACAGAAUACAAGUUAGAUCGAAUCUAUAAGGACAGGUGCAUGCGGCGUUGCUAGAAAUUGUCUACGCAUUUUAAAUACAAUGUGGUGUAGCUAUAUGUCAAAAAUAUACUUUAAUGACUGGCUGUCACUACUCUGCGGAUUUAUGUGGUAAACUAUGAUGAUUGAUGAUGAAUGCGAGACUGGAAUUUCUAGGCACACCUAUAAAAUUUAAUAUUAAUUGUGUACACUAGGGCCCAGGCUCAUUUAUAGUACAGUACUGGCGCUUGAUUUUUUGAGAAAAAAGCACAAUUGUUUUAAUACGUGACCGUUCCUUUUAUCGAUUUCUUGCUUACUAAGGACGAACACAGCAACCAUAGGUUUGGGUCACGAAAAAAUGGGGGAUGGGGGGAGAGGGUUAAACAGUUUAGGCUUAGGUUUAUUGAUUUUGCUCUCACUCUUACUCUUUGAAUGCCUACAUAAGAUGGAAAAUGGUUUCGAAUGUCGUAAAUCAAUGCUCUAGGUGACCCCCCGUCUAUUGAAAUAAGACCCAGGUCGGUACGGUACUUCUAUUUAGUUUUUUUGACUGAUGCUCUUGCAGUUUCAAUGCCUCUUUGGUAGACGAGUGUGUGCCAUUAAAAGGAAGAGAAAGGAAGGAGAAGAGAAAAAACAAAUGGAGUUAAGUAAGCAGAGAACUGUGAAAACAAUUGGCUAGAAUGAGUACAAGAUUACAGAAUACUAUGAGGAAUCGAGCAACAUCACUGCAAAGGUGACAAAAUUGUAGUUUGUACUGGUACGAACACUCUGGAACGUUACCGCAUUGAUGUUUAACUUAACAGCAUAGAUACUAGAGAAAGAAAAAGCUAGGGAUUCGUAAGGUCCAAAACCGAUGUGGAAAGUUGUGCCAAAGCAUGAGAUCGAGCUGGCAUACGGUUCUAUCAAUUAUCUUUCACUAGAGAAAUAACAUCAAUUCCUCUCCUCACCCAACUGUUUACCACAUAAAUCGUUGGCUUGUUGGCAAUAAAUUCCUUUUACAAAGGCCAUAAUUAAAUAUCCUUGCAUGUGUUUGCCUGGUUUAAUCUGGCGUGGUACUUAAGUUAUCAAAUAUAGGCUUACCCUCACAGGGUCCAUAAAUAGCGCGCGUUAAAUCUUAAGAAAGUGUGGUGGUCUGCACACGAAGAGUUAAAGUGAACCCGCUUGAGUCAGCCAAUACGACUGUCCUUUUAGCUCCAAAAGGUGUCAUUCCAAUUCCGUAAAAAAGAGUCAUUUUAAGUAAAUAAACAUGACAAGGUAAAAAAAUUGAUGUUCAAAAAUUUACUUGGAAGUUUUCUAUUCCGACGUCGUUGGAAAUUUGUAUUUCCCAUUUUACAAUAGAAAAAAUAUUAAAGGCCCAUUAUGUAUGUCGUAAUAAGCGACAAUUUUUAAAAAAAACCAUAUCGAAAUUAAACAUUCAAAGCUUUGGUAUUAACAGUCAGAUAACAUCAAGUUUUAGCCCAGUAAACUGCCUGGGUUUGAAAUUAUCCCUCAGAGGAUAUAAUAGGUUUAGCAAAAAAUUAUCGCCAUUUAGAACACACCCGCGUAAACUGUUUUGUCGUAAAAAUAUCAGCGCAAGGCAAACUUGCAAUUAUAAGCUAUAUAUAAACUUGAUCUUAUACAUAUUUAAGGGGAGAGAUUGGCCUAGAGCUGUAACAAAUAUGAUAAACUGAUCCGUAACCCCGUAACAGUUACGAAGUGAUCGAAUUUUACUACAUAUUUGCGAUAAAAACCCCGAUAUUACAAUAGAUCAUAACGAAGUCCACGUACCUUAAAUACAAUAAACACCAUUAUUAAUAUGGACGAUUGGCAUCUUUAGGUCGUUUCAGUUGGACUUUGAGUCUUUUGUUUCCAAUUUGGAAUCCGUGCAUUGCCUGAAUAGCGUUUUGUGCAGAAGAGGCGUUGUCGUAACUUACAAAACC